UCCCAUAAAAGCCUUAAAAUUCCCCAAACUUAGAAACAGGGAUUUUGAUGGAGCCAAAUGGGAAUGAUUUGAUAAGCAAUUUACCUGAUGAGAUUCUUUACAAAAUUUCAUCUUUCCUACCCUUUGAAUCAGUUCUUCAAACUACCUUCCUUUCGAAAAGGUGGAAGAAUCUUUGGAAUGAGAUUUCAAUCCAAAAUGGAGCUCUUGAAGAUCUCUCAAAUGCAGCUUCAAAAUUCCUUUUCCAUCAUUUCAAUCACUUCAAUCCAUUGAAUCAUUUCAAAAAGCUUCAAUAUCAGUUUGGUAAUGGCAAAGCUCUGUCUCUCUCUGUUGUGUCAAAUCAAAAACUUCACUUACAUUUCUCUUCUCACAAACAUGAAUUUCCAAGCCAAUUUGGCUGGAAAUUGAAUCUGAAUUAUGAUCACCACCAGCUUUCUCAUUCAGCUUUCUUUGUCAAAACUCUGUGUCUUAAAUCAGUAAGCCGUCUUACGACCGAGGCGGUUUCAUCAUUGGUUUCUUGUAUUUCUUCUCUUGAAAACUUGAAACUCAUUGAAUGCAACGGAUUGCAAUCAUUUUCAGUUAGUUCUAGUUCAAAGCUGCAAAGCUUGAUAAUCUUAGAUUGUCUGCAGUUGGAGUUUCUUCACAUUGGAUGCUCGAAACUCCGGUCGUUUCGAUAUAGAGGGUUGUUUCCUCACAUUCGGCUCGAUUAUCAUUUUAACAUGGAAGAUGUUAUGCUUGAUUGCAGACAAGGUCUUGGAUACAUGUAUAAGAGUAAUGAGUUUGAUCCAAUUCUGUUGACAGUAAAGAAUGUUGAAACACUCACUCUAUGUAAAUGGACUUUUGAGGCUUUGAUCUUUCCUUCUCUUUCUUGGAACUUCAAAUUUUAUAAGCUGAAAGAGUUGUGGUGGAUUGAUGAUUCAAAAGAAAGCUUCAAUGCCAAUCCAUUGAUUGCCUUCCUCAAUUUAUGUCCUGCUUUAGAACGUCUCUUCAUUACGUUCGAUCUGGAAAGUUACCGCAUUUCGGGCAUGGAUGCAUUUUCAAAGAACACUAACGGGGAAGUUCGACUCGGGCAGCUCAAAGUUGUGAUUUUGAAGGGAUUUACAGGCCAGGAUUAUGAAAUAUCAUCAAAAGAGCAACUGAAUAUUGCAGAGUCAGAUGGAAAUUUCUUGAUGAACUUUACUGAAGUUUCUCCUUUUUAGCUGAAGUUAAAAGGUGAGAGUAACUUGGAAAUUACUUAAAUAUGGUUUAAAAAAAAAAGCAAAAGGAUUGGUCUGUUUGAAGAGUUUAUUGUUUCUCUAGGACCUGCAAUAAUGUUUUGAUGUAUACUAGCUAGUUUAACUGUUAAUAGGAAUCGUAUUAUAAUUCAAUUUAAUAUGUUAUAUUGACAGGGUAUUUGAAUUUCCCACCUAAAAAAAAAGAAGAUAUUUUUACUGUUA
Molecule: messenger RNA, 1433 nt
Organism: Benincasa hispida (wax gourd)
Lineage: Eukaryota; Viridiplantae; Streptophyta; Magnoliopsida; Cucurbitales; Cucurbitaceae
Product: F-box protein At2g39490-like
Molecular function (GO): protein binding
Source: RefSeq, a predicted model, not a curated record